Molecule: messenger RNA, 2885 nt
Organism: Paramecium octaurelia
Lineage: Eukaryota; Ciliophora; Oligohymenophorea; Peniculida; Parameciidae
Source: the annotation of a GenBank genome assembly
AUGAAUUCGUAAAUAUCACAUCAAACUAAGACAUCUCAAACUUAAUAAUUCAUAGCUUCCUAACUUUCCAAGUUACCCGAUAAAUCUAAGCUUCAGUAACUCAUUCCUGUCUAAUUGCAUGUUAAUUGUUUUGAGCGAAAACACAAUGAAGGAACUGAUAACAGAUAAUCACCUCCAUAAUAAUAAAAUUAUUGUACAAAGCCAUCAUAGAAACCUCAAUAAUCCAAUCAUAAAUCUAAUAUGUCACUGUAAAAUAAAAGCAAUUCCCAUAUUGAGUCUAUUUAAGAGAAAUUAUCAGCCUUGAACCAUCCAAAUAAAAAAAGAGAUUACUCUCCAAACUCUGAUGCAAUUAGAUAAUUACUUAAAAAUACUAAGCAAGAUUCAGAUAUGAAUAAUCUAUUAUCUAAAAGACAGCAAUCCCAAGACUAAUAGAUUAUUUUAACUCCAAUUACUGCGAAAUAUCCAUUAAAAUCUCAUUCUCCAUUAGAUAUCAAGGAGAGUGUAGCAUAAUUACUUUCAAAUCAUUUUAGUAUGCAAUAAAUAAUAUACUUAGAAACAGAUGUAUCAUCUCCUAAAGCUAAUGGAAGCAAUUAAAAAUAAAAAAAUAACCAUAUCGGUCCUUACUUAUCCAUCUAACAAUAGAUACAAUAGCAAAAACUGAAAGGACACAGCUCAACCAAUUCGCUAUCAUAUGGAUCUAGAAACCAUCAUCAACAAUCUUUGCAAGAUUCGAAGAAAUCUGAGACUGCAACGAUAACUCCAACUCCUAAAAAGUUUACCACUACUUCAUAAAAUACUGAGCAUAGCAAAAGUAAAUCUGUGGUUGAAGAAUAAUUGUAAUGUAUGAAAAUAAUGUAAUUUGAUAAAGAAAAUCAAUCCCAUAUCCUUAAUUUAGGAUCGCCAAGUGCUUUUAGUAGUUCUGAGCAAGCAUCAAGUGUACUAUCUAUUUAAUAAAUGAUAGAUUGGAGAUAGCAUUGGAAUGCAUUUACAAUUUGGAGUCAAAACUUAAUCUCCUUUUGCAAAGCCUCCCUAAUAAACACAGAGAUAUUGCAUCUAUCAUAAGGAGAAGAAAGCUAAGUAUGUGACUGAGGAGGGCAAUGACUAUCUCUUCUUUUGUUCCAAAUGCGCAGUCAAAUUGGCAGGCAAGGGGAUGUUCUUUACUGAAAUCGCAUAACUAAAACAAUCUACAGUGGAUUCUCAAACCUUCUCCUUUCAAUAGAGCUCACUAGAUUCAAUGCACAGACAAUCCUCUUCAGUGGACAUCCAAUUCAAGGAAAGAGAAAUGAAGGUCUUCCUGGCCUUGCUGUAUUAAAUAUAGAACAAUAGACAAGACCUCCUGAAUCAAUUAUCCAACCAAGGCAAUAAGCUCCAAAACUAUUAUGACAAAUAAAUGAAAUUGUGUAAGGAAGCCAAAUAACAAUUGUCAAUCUUCUUGGAAGAGAUAUAUCAAAGAAGCAUGAAUUAAUUAUCAAGUUCAAAGCAGCAAACCCUGUCCUUCAUUGCUAAACUAUUCCAAUAAUUGACUGCUAACCAACUCGACACUAAGAAGAUACAAACAGAAAUUGAGAGUAAUUGGAAACGAGUUCUGGAGAAUAUGGAUAUGUCAGUGUUUAGAGAAGUUAUGAAUCAACAUCAUUCUAGAUUCUCUAAGAUUGGAGAAUUCUAGUAGGAGAUUCAGAACCAAUAUAUUCAACUCUAUUCAAUGGGCUCUAUGGAUAUCUAGGCCACAAUGUCAUUGAUUGCAUAGAAGUAUUUUAUUAAGGUAUGCAUAGUUUUGAGGUGGUUGAAUCUGCAAUACCUCUGAUUUCAAACAUCUAAUAAAUAAACUUAACCCAACCCAUCAGAACCUAACCCACUCCCCCCAAAAAGAAUGAGGAGUCAAUUAGUUAAAGAAUCAAAACUGAUUUCAGUAAUCAAAAGAAGAAUUCUGAUGCCAAACAACAAAACUUCUGUUAAUAUUUCAAUGAAAAAGUUGAGACCAAUCAAAAUGUUAGGGACAUUCAAAAAGUGAACCCUUCACUUUCAUCUCACAACAACAAUCUUUAUGUUUCAUUUGAAAAUAAAGAAAUAUUUAUGAAUGCUUUGGAAAUGGAAAAGAAUAAGCAAGUCACUUCUUCAGAAGAUGACAACUCUUCCAAACAAUAAGCCAUCAUGAUUCUUUAAUCGUACAAAGGAUCCCAUGCUGAUAUUCAAGAAGAAUCACUCAAUAUGUCUCAUGAAUCAUAAAAGUCUGCCCCUCACAGUCCAGCCUCAGGGUAAACAAAAGAAUCCGUUUAGCGAAUCAACCCCAAUCAAGAAUAAGAGUUCGUUGGUCUUGCUAAUAACCAAAAUGAGACGGUGCCCAAAGAAGCCUUUCAAAAAUAGAAAAGCACUUUCAGAACACUUUUCGAAAAUGAAGAUACUUAAGAACCUAACAUCCAGUAGAACAAAAAAGAAGUGACUGCAAUUUCUCCAGCAAGAAGUGAAAAGUUUAAAUCUUUUCUUAAUCGAAUCUCAAAUAGCCAAUCUACAACCCAAUAGUAUCUCUAUUAUAUUUAUAUCAAUUAAUCAACUUUAGGUAUUAUCAAUAGAUGCUACAGGGCCAUUAAAAAGUUGCAACCGAAACUCCAGAACUUAAAAGAGAAGACUCAUAAAGUUUUCAUCAAAUUAGGUUUCAACUUUCUUAUGUAUUUUUUAGAGAGGACCUUAAGAACCUAAAAGAUUCAUAGGACAUCAAAGAUUCAGUGCAUCAAAUAAAUAUGUGUGAUGAUUAAUAACAUCUCAGUGACUAUGAUGACGAAAAAGAAAUACAAGAAACUAAAAUGAGAUAUGUAUAUUAGGGAGAUGAAAGAAAAGAAUAAUAUUAAAAGACUUUGUUUUCAUCACCCAUGUUCAAGGACCAUUGA